UGCGAUUGCUAUUUCAACUUGUUAAGACAAGAUGGAAGUGAAAUUUCAAGAUGGCGUCGACUUUUCGAAGUUAUUGGACAAUAACGAUCCGCUGGGACAUUUCAGACAAAGGUUUUAUAUAAGAAAACAUGUAGUAUAUAUGUGCGGUAACUCAUUAGGUUUAGCAUCGAAGGAUGCUGAAGCUGGACUCUUGAGAGCAUUGGACAAAUGGAAAGAAGAAGGCGUUGCGAUAUGGAAUAUUGACGAUAGUAAAUAUUAUUUAUACUCUUCUCACUUGGCGCGUCUUUUAGCUCCUAUAGUUGGUUCAGAGGAAGACGAAAUUGCAGUUAUGGAUACUACAACAACGAACAUACAUCAGGUCAUCAGUACAUUUUAUAAACCUACAGAUGCAAAGUACAAGAUAUUGGUUGACGAUAUAAACUUUCCAACUGAUCGUUACGCGAUAGAUAGCCAAGUUAGAUUGAAAGGGUACGACCCGAGAGACGCAGUUAAAGUUGUUAAAAGUAUCGAUGGUAAAUUUAUAAAUGAAGACGAUGUUAUAGACGCCAUGACACCUGAUGUUGCGAUAGUUUUUCUGCCCACUGUUUACUAUAGAACAGCGCAAGUGCUUGACAUGGAGAAGGUGACUAAAGCGGCUAAGGAUCGUGGCAUAUUAGUGGGCUGGGACUUAUGCCAUGCGAUUGGAAUAUUGGAAAUAGACUUAAAGGCGUUGGAUUGUGACUUUGCCGUCUGGUGCAACUACAAGUAUUUGAAUGGAGGCCCUGGAUCAGCUGCUGCGUUAUACAUAAAUAGAAAACAUUUCAAUCUUCUGCCAGGACUAGCUGGUUGGUACGGGAACAGGGUAGAGACUCAAUUCCUUUUGAGACAAGAGUUUGAUCAUCAAAAAGACGCGGGUGGCUGGCAAAUCGGAUCACCGAAUGUUUUUUCAAUGGCGCCUUUGAAAGGAGCUUUGAAAAUGUUCAACGAAGCUGGAAUGGCCAAUAUUCGGAAGAAAUCAUUGCAUAUUACGAAAUAUUUAAUGUAUUUAGUUGAGAAGAAGCUAAAGAAAUAUGGAUUUACGAUUGGGAAUUAUAGGGAAGACAGCAAACGGGGCGGUCACGUAUGUUUGGAGCACAAUGAAGGAUACAGAAUUAGUUUAGCUUUAAAGGAUCGUGGAGUAGUGCCAGAUUUCAGAGAUCCCAACAUUAUUCGGUUGACUCCAACAGCACUAUACACGAGUUAUACUGAAGUUUACGAAGUGGUAAAUAUUUUAAUCGAUAUAAUGGAAAAUCACAGUUAUUUGAACAUUAGCUUGAAAAGAAAACUGGUUGUUUAACUCCUUAAAUGUUGUUUAUUUUGUUUAAAUAUUAAUGUGUCAGCAAUCUUAUGAUUGGUUAUUAUAGAACCAUGAUGAAAUAAACUUUAAAGUUUCCAUGAGAAAAAUAAAAUCACUGUCAAAUUUUACGUUACCAAUAAAAAAUGUUAUUUAAGUAAAUCAUUUCCAUCGCAAUAUAUUAGAAUAUUUAUCUUUAUGUAAGUUUGCAUUUAUAUGUUCAUAUAUAUGUAUAUAUUAUUUGUGUUUAUUUAUGUUAGUAUAUCAUAUUUUAUUAUUAUUAUUAUGUUCAAGUAUAUUUUUAUUUAUAUUGUUUAUUAGCAACUCGUCCCGGCUUCGCACGGAUGGGCAUUAUUUAGAUUGAUAUAAUUCUUUAUAUUUAUGAACCGAUUGAAAUAAACUAAAUAUUAAGUGGAUCAAACCGCAAUCAAAUUAGUUGAGCCGUUUCUGAGAUUAACGUGCACAAUCGUACAAACAGAAAAAAACAUUGUUUUGUGUUCUAUUGCGUUUAUAAAGCUCCCCUAUACUAGUUUUCCUUAUAUUGACAUAUCAAACAUUUUCUAUACACUAGCCUGCGAUGAAUUGAGAAAAAUUGCAAUUGAGGGUGUAUCUUUCGUCCUCUUUUUACUAAGUUUGCAUAAGAAGAAAGGAGGCAUCCAUAUGAUUUACUGUUUUUAUUUUAUCAUUCCUUCUAUGUAAUUCCUUGUUCUUAGCAUUCACACAAUAAAUGAUCUUUAAUUAAAACUA
Galleria mellonella (greater wax moth) is the source of this 2059-nucleotide messenger RNA. It is a transcript of the gene Kynu, whose product is annotated as kynureninase-like. Gene Ontology annotation, cellular component: cytoplasm. The transcript has a single exon. Gene Ontology annotation, molecular function: kynureninase activity; pyridoxal phosphate binding. NCBI's taxonomy places the organism in Eukaryota, Metazoa, Arthropoda, Insecta, Lepidoptera, Pyralidae. Gene Ontology annotation, biological process: NAD+ biosynthetic process. Bases 32 to 1315 code for a protein of 427 amino acids. The record is from RefSeq and is a predicted model, not a curated record.